GCAGAAGGGCAUCAUUCAAGCCCCUCUCUGACGGGACAGGCUCACCGGAUCGUGGAUUGUCGGCGCACGAGGUGGCGCUCAAUGUCAUGUCCGAUUGUGACCCGCCGUGAUGGGCACUCGCGGACAGGAAUUUUCACAUCCUGCCCCUUCUCCCGCAGCCGAAAAUAUGAGACAAGUGUGCUCUACAUUGGGGAGCUUAUUGGCUUGUGCUGCGUUUGGAGUUUGUCUUGUUUUGCACGUUUUGUGAGAAUCGGAAUUUGGUGUUGAGAGCGUAACAGAGAGGAAAUUCACGCUGCGGUUGCUGAAAAAGACUUGCGGCGGAGGAACUAAGAGGCUGUUGUCAUCUCGUGGCAGCCAUGCUUUGGGACGAGUCCGAUUCCGACGGUGAUGACCACAGCGACUCCGAUAGCGAAGAUACGGAGUUGUAUGAGGAAAUUGUAUGGGAAGGACUUCGAAACAAGACGAUUGUUGUGAAGAAUGGUGACAACACGUACAGGUGCCCGCUUUCUCCUGGCAGGAAAAAACAGAGCUACAAGUACCGGGAACUCCUCGCUCAUGCCACAGGCGUAGCGACAGGCAAGAAAGGGCCGGUGAAAGCUGGCGGUCAUCGAGCUGUAAUGAAAUACCUGCUCGCAGAAUUGGGUGAUAGGCCAAUGAUUCCACAAGCAGAAAGAAUCUUGUACCUGGAUCAAGUUGUUCCGAAACGAAAGGGCAGGGCAACUAGACUCCUUGCUCCGUGGAUGGGAAUUCUUGUCAACAUUGACAACAGCAGAACCAACGAGAAUGGGUUUAGACUAGCACCUGGGCCAGCCGAAAUCAAGGAAAAAUUCAAGGAGUACAAGCCCGAGAGGGUGGAUGUCUUUCAUGACUUCCGGGGGCACCAGGGGACGGCGCUUCUGACGUUCCGGAGCGACAUUCGUGGUCUGGAGGAUGCCCAAGCAUUUGAACACAGCUUCGCUGCCACUAAUCGUGGACGAAAAGCGUGGUGGGAAGAAGCGCGCUCCGCGAAUCGGGAUUUGUAUGGUUGGCAAGCAGCUGAAAAGGAUUUGGAAUCCAAUUUGGGUCGCUUGGCGAAGCAUAUCAAGAAUUACUGCGACGUGAAGACUGUCAAAGAUAUGGUACAAGAAAAUGAGAGAUUGAACAAGCAGAUUGUCGAGGAUUUGGUGAAGAUCGUCGACAAAAAGAACGAUAUGGUGGCAGCUUCGCACACCCAGUUCGUGACGCUGCAGAAUAUGGUAGCUGACGUCGAAGCUUUGCGUUUGAAGGCCGAGGAGGAGAAGAGGAACAUGGAAGCACAGCACAAACGAGAUCUGGAAGAAAUGAUCUUAAAAGCGCAUAAAAAGGAAGCAGCCCACAAUGAGAUAGUCAUGUCACGCCAAGUGGCGCUCACAAACAAGUUGCGGACGCUUGAGAGCCGCUGCGAGCAGAUGAGAGAUACCGAGACGAAACUGAGGCUCAGCAAAGAAGCUGUGCAACUUCAAUUCGAGAAGGAAAUGGAAAAUGCACAAAGACUGCUAAAGGAGGCCAGCAAGAAGGCGGAAUUGCAUGCAGCAAUGCGGUGCAAGCAAACGGUGGAACAGAAAGAGCUAAUCCAAAAACACGAGGGCGAGAACAUGGAGCUGGAGCUUGCCGUUCAGAAGAAGAAAAUGGAGCUGAUGCAGAAGCAACUGCUUGAGCUGGAGAAGCAUCAAGUCAAGGGAUUGCUGGAAAUGGAAAAAUCGGAAGAAUCGAACAAGGACAAGAUUGCCGAGCUUGAAGCUGAGCUGGAGAUGAAUCAAGUCAUGGUCAAUGCGCUGUCCACGAAAGAGCGAACAGCGAAUGAAGAACUCGAGGAGGCAAGAAAAGUCGCCCUGGACUUGUUGAAAACGUAUGGAGACGAGAAUACUGUCGGCAUCAAGUACGCGGGAUCAAUCAAAAAAGCACCAUGGAUUGCUGCUUGCAAGAAGAAAAACCAUCCUGACGGUUAUCAAGUGGCGGCGUCAAAAAUGAUAUCUGAAUGGGAACAACGGUUGAAGGAUCCGAAGUAUCACCCAUUUACGACGGUGGACGUUGGAGGGGACAACUGGAAGCGAGUCAUAAAUAAGAAUGAUGAAUUCCUGAAGGAGCUGAAAAUGAAAUUGGGGAUGGAGGUUUUGCAAACCGUGACAACUGCAGUCAUGGAGAUGGAGGAAUACAACGCUAGUGGUCGGUUUGUGGUGGAGGUAGCUUGGGACUUUCGUAAGAACCAGCGAGUGUUACUGAAAGAUGUUCUACUUCACUUCAAGGAAUUACUUGAAUCUAAAAGAUGGAAGUUUGGUGCAAAGAAGAAGCGCGUCGCAGAAUACUGAUGGAAGAGCUGCUUUUGUAUAAAUGUUUGAAUGCUGCAGUAGCCUGCUCUUGAACAAUGCAAGACUCAAAGCUAUACAUCAGUAGUGCCUCGCCAGAGAGUCUCGAAGCUCAAUAUAUGCUUGGUUUAAUUUGAUAGCGGAUUAAGGACUUGGUAAUCGUUAAAGACUAACAACAAGUAUUUUCUCAUAGAUCGUGUAUAUUGUACAUAGAUGCGCAAGUUGCAUUUAGAUGGUUAAUGAAGUAUCAGGAUUCUAUGAGGAUCCGUCUUCGAAAAGGGCUGCCAUCCUCAUGGGAUGUACCCUUCGACCUCUACAGACUAGAUUUUGUUCUGUGGAAACAAUUGUCAUAUUGUGACUGCGUUGCAACCAACUGAGCAGGACAGAAAAGCUUUUCACAUUUCCUUCUUUCUGUAUUAUCCUGCAAUGGGGAUACUUUACUAGCUAUGCUUAAUGAAUGACGUGUUUUUAUAGAAAA
Messenger RNA from Physcomitrium patens, 2802 nucleotides. RefSeq names its product factor of DNA methylation 2. The record is from RefSeq and is a predicted model, not a curated record. Gene Ontology annotation, biological process: gene silencing by siRNA-directed DNA methylation. NCBI's taxonomy places the organism in Eukaryota, Viridiplantae, Streptophyta, Bryopsida, Funariales, Funariaceae.